UAAUGCUCGGAGGAUUUCAGUAAUUUAGAUCAGGCAACAGUUGUAGAUACCUAAUUCAGCUGGCAGCUAGGACCCACCCACUCCCAGUAGAUCAUGGAUGCAGGAAGCAUCGGUGCCGGCUUCGACGUAGGCAUGAGGAUGUGGCUUCUCUGUGUCCUGCUUUUGGUGCUGCCCUCAGCAGUGUCUGCGGGUGCAGACUCCAAAGCUGUCACCACCACCCUCACAACCAAAUGGGCUGAUACCCCCCUGCUGCUGGAGGCCAGUGAGUUCCUGGCAGAGGAAAGCCAGGAGAAGUUCUGGGACUUUGUUGAGGCCAAUCAAAACAUAGAAGGACAGCAUGAUGACACAGAUCAGGCCUACUAUGACCUGAUUGUGAAGAAAGCCAGUGCUUUGCUCAGCUCCAUCCAGGUGAACAUGCUGAAGUUCGCCCUGUCCCUGAGAGCCUACUCUGCAACAGUACACUCCUUCCAACAGAUAGCAUCCGGUGAGCCUCCUCCAUCUGGCUGCUCAGCUUUUUUCAGCGUCCAUGGGGAGAAGACAUGUGAUGCAGAAAGUUUAACAGCGCUGCUGAAAACUGCAGCUGAAAGGCCAAAGCCAUACCUUUUCAAAGGUGAUCACAAAUACCCAGGAUCAAACCCAGAUGCUCCUGUUGUGAUUCUGUAUGCCGAGUUUGGAAAGCCAGAUUUCCAGAGGCUUCAUGAAAUUAUCUCAUCCAAAGUCUAUGACGGCCUGGCGACUUACGUGCUCCGCCAUUACAUGGCAAAUCCAAGUGGAAAGAAAGUGUAUCUUUCAGGAUAUGGCGUGGAGCUGGCCAUCAAAAGCCAGGAGUACAAGGCAAAGGACGACACACAAGUCCAAGGGGCGGAGGUGAACACCACAGUGAUCGGAGAGAACGAUCCAGUGGAUGAGGUCCAAGGAUUCCUUUUUGGCAAACUCAAGAGCAUCUACCCAGAGCUGAAAGAGCAGUUAAAAGAGUUAAGGAAACAUUUAGUAGAAAGCACCAAUGAAAUGGCACCCCUCAAAGUUUGGGAAAUGCAAGAUCUGAGUUUCCAGACAGCAGCUCGUAUACUCGCUGCUCCCGCUGAUGAUGCCCUCAACGUUAUGAAAGACCUCAGUCAGAACUUCCCCACCAAAGCCAGAUCCAUGACUAAAACAGUGGUCAACUCUGAGAUCCGUAAAGAGAUAGAAGAAAAUCAGAAGUUUUUCAAAGGAACCCUGGGACUACAGCCUGGGGAUUCAGCUUUGUUCAUCAAUGGGCUGCAUAUAGAUCUCGACACACAAGACAUCUUCAGUGUGUUUGAAGUGCUGCGGAGUGAGGCGAGGGUGAUGGAGGGGCUGCACUCUCUGCUGAUCGAGACACCAUUUAUCCACGACAUCCUGAAGCUCAACGUCCAGCCAUCUGAGUCUGACUUCGCCGUCGAUAUCCGCAACCCUGCCAUCAGUUGGAUUAACAACUUGGAGACAGACCACAGAUACAUCUCAUGGCCGUACAACGUGCAGGAGCUGCUCAGGCCAACCUUCCCUGGAGUCAUCAGACAGAUCCGCAAGAACUUCCACAAUCUGGUGAUUAUUCUGGACCCAACGCAGCAUUAUGCUGCUGAGCUGCUUAGUGUUGCAGAGAUGUUUUAUGCUAACAACAUCCCACUCAGGAUUGGGUUGGUGUUUGUGGUGUCAAAUGAAGAUGAUAUAGAUGGCAUGCAGGAUGCAGGUGUGGCACUGGUCCGAGCCUACAAUUACAUCAGUGAUGAGGUGGACAGCAAGAGUGCUUUUGAUGCCGUCAUCUCGAUGUAUAACCGUGUGCCUGUCGGUGGAAAGCUGAGUGUUGGGGAUGUAGUCAAAGUGCUGGAGAAGAAGUUUCCCUAUGUGGAGGUCAGCAGCGUCCUGGGAGCCGACUCCAGCUACGACAGCAACAGGAAGGAAGGGCGGGCUUACUAUGAGCAGACAGGAGUGGGCCCAUUGCCUGUGGUCAUGUACAAUGGCAUACCUUACCAGCGUGAACAAAUGGACUCGGACGAACUCGAGACAGUCACCAUGCAAAAGAUCCUGGAGACCACCUCUUUCUACCAGAGAGCUGUCUACCUGGGUGAGCUGGCAACAGAUCACGAUGUCGUGGACUUCAUCAUGAACCAGCCCAACGUUGUUCCUCGCAUCAAUCCCAGAGUGUUGUCCACCAGCAGAACAUACCUGGACCUGUCUGCUACCAAUAAUUACUUUGUAGAUGAUUAUGCUCGCUUCUCGACUCUGGACAGCACAGAGAAGAGCAUCGCUGUGGCCAACAGCAUGAACUACAUGACUAAGAAAGGGAUGACCAGCACCAACAGGCAUGAUGAUAGCUACAUCCGUCCUGUGACCUUCUGGGUAGUCGGAGACUUUGACAAGCCCUCAGGACGCCAGCUCCUUUACGACGCCAUCAAACACAUGAAAACCAGCAACAACGUCCGACUGGGGAUGAUCAACAACCCGUCAGCUAGUCCGUCUGCUGAGACGAGCCAUGUGGCCAGAGCGAUCUGGGCUGCCAUGCAGACACAAUCCGCAAACAAUGCAAAGAACUUCAUAACAAAGUUGGCUAAAGAAGAAGUCGCCGCCUCCCUGGAGAAGGGAGUUGACAUUAAAGAGUUUGCUGUUGGGGGUAUGGAUGUGUCAUUGUUCAAGAGUGCGUAUGAAGAUCCCAAAUUUGACUUCCUGCUCUCCCACGCCUCUUACUGCCGAGAUGUGCUCAAACUGAAGAAAGGACAGAGAGCGGUUAUCAGCAACGGAAGAAUCAUAGGUCCACUGGAGGAGGAGGAGGUGUUUAACCAGGAUGACUUCCUGCUUUUGGAGAGCAUCAUCAUAAAGACAUCUGGAGAGCGAAUCAAAAGCAAAGUCCAACAGUUAGGAAUAGAGGAGGACAGGGCCAGUGACCUUGUGAUGAAGGUAGAUGCUCUGCUUUCCUCUCAACCCAAAGGAGAAGCCCGGGUAGAAUAUGGGUUUGCCGAUGACCGAUACAGUGCUGUAAAGCUCCGUCCUACAGAGGGAGACGUGUACUUUGAUGCUGUUGCCAUAGUGGAUCCAGUAACCAGAGAUGCACAGAAACUAGCUCCCCUGCUACUGGUUCUGAAGCAGCUGAUAAACGUCAACUUACGGGUCUUCAUGAAUUGCCAGUCCAAACUGUCAGAGAUGCCUCUGAAGAGUUUUUACCGUUACGUGUUGGAGCCAGAGGUGGUGUUUCAGGUUGACGGCAGUUUCUCUCCCGGCCCCCUGGCAAAGUUUCUGGACAUGCCUCAGUCACCGCUUUUCACUCUGAACCUCAACACUCCCGAGAGCUGGAUGGUUGAGUCUGUGCACACCCGGUACGACCUGGACAACAUUUACCUGCAGGAGGUGGAGAACAUCGUAGCGGCAGAGUAUGAGUUAGAGUACCUUUUGUUGGAAGGCCACUGUUUUGACGUUACCUCAGGCCAGCCACCACGUGGCCUUCAGUUCACCCUGGGAACCACUUCGGAGCCAGUCAUUGUGGACACUAUUGUCAUGGCGAACCUGGGUUACUUCCAGCUGAAGGCCAACCCAGGCGCCUGGAUCCUGAAGCUGCGGAAAGGACGCUCAGAUGAAAUCUACAGAAUUUACAGCCAUGAUGGCACAGACUCUCCAGCAGACUCCGAUGACAUUAUAGUCGUACUGAACAACUUCAAGAGCAGGAUCAUUAAAGUCAAGGUCCAGAAGAAACUAGACAGGCUGGGUGAAGAGCUGCUGAGUGACGGGACUGAGGACGACGACACUGGCUUCUGGAAGUCUCUGACCAGAGGAUUCACAGGUGGAGGGAAGACGGAGGAGCCAAAGCAGGAGAAGGACGAUGUGAUCAACAUCUUCUCUGUGGCCUCAGGGCAUCUGUAUGAGAGGUUCCUGAGGAUUAUGAUGCUGUCUGUUCUGAAAAACACCAAAACUCGUGUCAAGUUCUGGUUCCUCAAGAACUACCUGUCCCCAGCUUUCAAGGAGUUCAUUCCCCACAUGGCGAAGGAAUAUGGAUUCCAGUACGAGCUGGUCCAGUAUAAGUGGCCCCGCUGGUUACACCAACAGACCGAGAAGCAGAGGAUCAUCUGGGGUUACAAGAUCCUGUUCCUGGACGUGCUCUUUCCCCUCGCUGUCGACAAGUUCCUGUUUGUGGACGCUGACCAGAUUGUGCGUACAGACCUGAAGGAGCUGCGUGACUUCAACCUGGAUGGAGCUCCGUACGGUUACACCCCGUUCUGCGAGAGCCGGACAGAGAUGGACGGCUACCGCUUCUGGAAGUCAGGCUACUGGGCGAGCCACCUCGCUGGGCGCAAAUACCACAUCAGCGCCCUGUAUGUGGUCGACCUGAAGAAGUUCAGGAAAAUAGCUGCAGGAGACCGGCUCAGAGGACAGUACCAGGGACUGAGCCAAGACCCCAACAGCCUCUCCAACCUGGACCAGGAUCUGCCCAACAACAUGAUCCACCAGGUGCCCAUCAAGUCUCUGCCUCAGGAGUGGCUGUGGUGUGAGACCUGGUGUGACGACAGCUCUAAGAAGAGUGCCAAGACGAUAGACCUGUGCAACAACCCCAUGACCAAGGAGCCCAAGCUGCAGGCUGCAGUGAGGAUCGUGGCCGAGUGGACAGAUUACGACCAAGAGAUCAAACGUCUGCAGACCAGAGUCCAGGAAGAAGCAAACCAUAGAGCACAGCAGCAAAGCACAGAUGUUCACACAGAGUUGUGAACAGUGUGAUGAGGCGGUGAGCUGGACUCUGUUUAAAGAGUCUGCUUCAUGAAGAGGCCCCUCUCAUGCCUCAAGGACUGCUGACAGACUGACCACAAACCAGUGGGAACUGGUCAAAACAUGGUUCGGUUUUUGUUUUUUUUUAUAAUAUGUGCAGAAGCGUUAUAGUGGUCAGGUUUAAGAAGACUUUUAUUUUAUUUUUGGUCCGUGUGUGAGCGGUGAGAAUGUAUUUUGUGAAGUGAAAUAUUCUAUUCUAUUUUUUUUUCCCCGUAUAGUUUUUCUCCACUGUAAUAGGAGUCGUCUGUAUGUUUGCACUGACUGGGGUUCUGGUUCUGGUUGAAACACAAGGGGAAGGAGGGCUCCAGAAAAUUUCCCUGCUGGUUAGUUUGGGGUUUGUUCUCUGAUAAACCAAACAUCUCAUGGUGGGAAGGAUUUCUGAUCACUCAUUGCGGGGGGGGAAUACAAAUUGUAGAGCUGCUGUUAAUAAUUUGCCAAUUUUCAGACUGUAAUACUGGGGCUUAGCUACAUGACUGAAGGUAAUACCAUGAGGUUUUUUUAAAAUUUAUAUGGCAAAAUAAUUAAACUGAUCUUCAGGGCAGCAAACCAUGGCCUGUUAUUUGUUCAGAUUUAACUGUAAAAAAAAAAAAGACUUAGUACAGUUUACCUGGAGUUAUGAAUUUUGUUAAACAACAUGAAUUAUCUGCCCAGCUCCACUUAAGACAUUUAGGAAAUGCAAAAUAAGUCUGGAUAUAUACAUUGUUUAGCAGUGGUGGAUCCACGUCAUAUCCUUUAUUUAAGUCACCUCGUGGUUAUUGGAUAUUUAGUGCCCACUUAACACUUGUAUAGGAAUGCACAUGCAAUUUAGAAAUGAGUGGUAACUGUUAACUAGGUUACACUCAUCAACUGGUAUUUGACGUGAAGAUUAAAAAGUAAAUUGGCAGGCUUGAUCGAAUCCCCAGUUUCUUGUGGAAUAUAAAUGUCUCUGUGAUUCUCAGGGAAAGAUGUUUGAAGCUUUUGCAGGUUGCAGCAUAAAGUACAACUAAGAGGAGCGUAGGUAGUUUAUCUGACUAAGUCUGUGGUACUGUAGAACAGCCACGACCCUACAGACUGGUGGAAAUUGGGAUUUGUCAUUAUCUUCUUGUGGCUGUUAGAGAUGUUUAAAUAAAAAUCCCCAUUAAAGAAGUGAUCCAGGUUAUUAGCACCACUUCCUGUGUUCAGGUAUAACUUCGCUCCACUGGUUACCAACUAGUGGUACCCAAGGAGUACUUCUAAAUUUGUAGAAAGGUACAAUUAGUUUGAAAAAUGAUUAGUUAAUAAAUUCAAUUUAGUUUUCAGCUAAACCGCGAAAUGAACACUGACAAACCUUCCUGAAUAAGAUUGUAUACAAACAGUUAAAACAGCUAAAAGUCAAUGAAGCAACAGCUUAAUUAUCCCAAAAGUAAAUGGUAAUGAAUCAAUAAUUGGAAUAGCCAAAAAAAGGCAUCAACCCACGUAGUUAUGACGUGUUAACGUAAAAUAAUCCCAUUCGGUCAGUUGUAAAUAACACCGUCAUGUUUGGUUACAACUGGAAGCAACCAACUCACCUGUGAAUUAAAGGGAGACUAUCACUUAUUCAGUUCUCUCAUCUCUCGUCUCUCUGUAGAUACGUGAGCUACAGUUUUUCAUGCAGUGAUCUUUAUAAACCCAAAAGUGCCCAAAAAUGCUUGAAAUGCACAAGAAUAAUAAGCACAUUCUUCUAUGUAUGAUGCUGGCCUGCACACACACACACACACACAC
This is a messenger RNA of Monopterus albus (swamp eel), 6486 nucleotides long. It is a transcript of the gene uggt1, whose product is annotated as UDP-glucose glycoprotein glucosyltransferase 1. The transcript has 41 exons. The record is from RefSeq and is a predicted model, not a curated record. Gene Ontology annotation, cellular component: endoplasmic reticulum. NCBI's taxonomy places the organism in Eukaryota, Metazoa, Chordata, Actinopteri, Synbranchiformes, Synbranchidae. The coding region runs from base 94 to 4710 and encodes 1538 amino acids. Gene Ontology annotation, molecular function: UDP-glucose:glycoprotein glucosyltransferase activity. Gene Ontology annotation, biological process: ERAD pathway.